Molecule: messenger RNA, 728 nt
Organism: Misgurnus anguillicaudatus (oriental weatherfish)
Lineage: Eukaryota; Metazoa; Chordata; Actinopteri; Cypriniformes; Cobitidae
Gene: cdaa
Product: cytidine deaminase a
Cellular component (GO): cytosol
Molecular function (GO): zinc ion binding; cytidine deaminase activity
Source: RefSeq, a predicted model, not a curated record
GUUUGUUGUUAUAAAGGGUUCACACAUUGCUUCAUUGAAACUCCUCCCCAUAUACAUUACUCCACAGUGUCAAAGGAUCAUUGCAUCCAUUAAUCAUUUCCUCCCUUCAGAGUCACAUACAUAUUAACUUGUGACUUGAAGGCAAGCAGUACACUAACUUCUUCAAUGAGCAGCAGUAUGAACACCUGGAGCCCACAAGAUCUUGUUCAGAAAUCUCAAGAAGCCAAAAAUCUUGCCUACUGUCCCUACAGCAAAUUCAGGGUUGGGGCAGCUGUCUUAACAAGCGAUGGAUCCGUCUUUACAGGUUGUAAUGUAGAGAAUGCAUGCUACAAUCUUGGUUUGUGUGCUGAGAGAACGGCGAUCACCAAGGCUGUGUCUGAAGGUCACAAAACCUUUACGGCCAUCGCAAUUGCCAGUGACCUUGAAGAUCGGUUUAUUUCUCCAUGUGGAGCCUGUCGGCAGGUCAUGAGAGAGUUUGGCUUACAAUGGGACAUUUAUAUGUCAAAGGCUGAUGGAUCUUACAAUUUGAUGAAAGUGGAAGAACUUCUGCCAUGUUCAUUCGGCCCUGAUGACCUAAGAGCAGGAGAAAAUCACUAGACUUUACAAAAUUACUGUUACAGUCUGAAUUUGCAGGAUGAAAGGACAGAGAGACACUGUAUAUAAAGUGUAAGGAAAAUUAAACACAGUUUUAUUAUAGUAAAAGUGUAGUGACCACGUUUUUAUUUGAG